Messenger RNA from Vespa mandarinia (Asian giant hornet), 2214 nucleotides. RefSeq names its product orthopedia homeobox (gene otp). Gene Ontology annotation, biological process: regulation of DNA-templated transcription; neuron differentiation. Gene Ontology annotation, molecular function: DNA binding; DNA-binding transcription factor activity, RNA polymerase II-specific. The record is from RefSeq and is a predicted model, not a curated record. NCBI's taxonomy places the organism in Eukaryota, Metazoa, Arthropoda, Insecta, Hymenoptera, Vespidae.
GAGAGGGUGGGGGAGUUUGGAUAUGGCAGCCAGGCAGUCCGCUGUUUGCCUUGCUGAGGCACGGGCCGUUCCUCCUCGGCCGAGCCCUAAACGUAUUAUUUGGAAUAAGACUACGACGACUACGACGACUACGACGACAAGGACGACGACAAGGACGACGGCUACGAAUACGAUAACAACGACAACUACGACGACCACGAAAACAACAGGGACGAGGGCUUUAACAACGACGAAACGCGAUAUAAAAGAUUUAUUUAUAUCGACGACGAAAAUCGACGAAUUGUUUUUCGGUAAUAAAAGUCCCUCGAGGAAGGGCACGGUGCACGCGAUAGACGCGUGGAUUUCUGGUUCCGCGUACUGUGUUGGAGCCACGCUCCCCGGGUGCGGCAUGCUAAACAAUAUCUCACCCGGCGGUUCCGUACACGGUAUUCCCGGAACGAAGGACCUUCAUACUCAAGAUUUAAAACGUCACGAGAAGUUGGACGGGGUAUUAAGAGUGAACUUGGGCAGCGGACUGUCUACUGGUGGUGGCCUGCUUCAUCAGGAAUUAAUCAUGACUAUGCCUGGCGCAGGAAGCGCAACGGCGAUUGGACAAGGAGAUGAAAAGCCAGUUAAGCAAAAACGACAUCGGACGCGUUUUACACCGGGACAAAUUAAUGAACUCGAAAAGUGUUUUUCGACGACGCAUUAUCCUGACAUCUUCCGUCGCGAAGAAAUCGCUGGUAAAAUCGGCCUCACCGAGAGUCGCGUCCAGGUAUGGUUUCAAAAUCGUCGAGCAAAAUGGAAGAAACGUAAGAAGACGACUAACAUGUUCGGUGGUACUGGUACGUUGCUACCGUCGCAUGGUUUGCCACCAUUCGGGCCAAUUGGUCCAGAUCUAUGCGGAACUGCGAUGUUUCAAGCACCUGCGGAGAGAUGGGGAGUGAGUACAGGUCUCGGCCAACUGGGACAAAGCGGCAUGGGCAUGAGUGGUUUCGGGCAAUUAGGUCAACAAAGCCCCAGUACUCUUGGCAACUUGGGCCUUGGCAAUUCUGGUCUGUCGAUCAGUAGUCCUUCCCAGACGGUCUAUCAAACGAGUUACGGAUUAAAUUCUCUCGGAGGUGUACACGUGUCGGCGUCGCGGGGUUCACCACCAGGAGGAUCGUCGGUUGGCGGAGGUCAAGGAGGUGGUUUGAGCUCGGCGUUAAAUUGCGCGCAGGGUUCGCCAGGUUCGAGUUCAGGUGGCGGAGGUGCCGCAGCGGCAGCGGCGGCGGCGGCGGCGGCGGCAGCAGCGGCGGCAGGAGGAGGUGGAGGUGGGGUAUCCUGCGUCGGUGCUGAAGUUAAUGCGGAUGAGGCGUCGGGAUGGAGAGGUGCUCACAGUAUCGUUGCGCUUAGGCGUCGUGCUACGGACACCACGCAGCAAUAUAGUCCGCAACCGCAUCCACCGCCAUCGGGUCCUUUACAGUACGCCCAUGGUAUGGAAUAUAGCUCUGCGUACUGAAACCCAACAACCAUUCGAAAUUUCCCGCUCAUCGGCGGCCAUUUUGGUUAAGAGAAGGACGGUCUAUACGUGACGUUCGCGCGAACAACCAAAGUGACGUUUGCGAUUCCUCGACGACGAUUCUCCAUGAAUGUAAUUAAUUAAUUAAUUAAUUAAUCAAUCAAUCAAUCAGUCAAUUAAUUAAUUGAUUAAUUAAUUAAGCUUACGUUACGAUAUAUAUAUAUAUAUAUAUAUAUAUAUAUACAUAUAGGUAGUACAUACGUCGAUAUUAUUAUAAAAUCAAGAAACGAUAAAGGAGUAAUGGAAGAAUCGUUAUAUAUGUAUUUCAACGAGACGAAAAUUAGAUAUUAGAAUUACGUCGAUAGAAACUAAAUCACGUCGUACGUGUAAUAUCUAAUUAAGAUGAUAUUCGAUCCUCGAAAUUUUUGUCGUCAUCGGCGAUGAUAGGGAGAAGGUGUUAUAAAAUGGGAUAAGAAAAGAGUAAGAAGAGAGAAAAUGGGGAGUAGAAGGGGAGAUAAAAAAAAAAGAAGAAGAAGAAGAUGAAGAUGAAGAAAAAUUUAUGUAUACGACGAGUUAUCUUAGUAUUAUGGUAUACGAUGAGAUUCGAGUAGAAGAUGUUUUCGGUAACAAAAGUGAACGAGAAUCUAUCGAAUCAAGCAUAGUUAUUGAAAUAUGUUCCGCUCGUUCUCUCUCUUUCUCUCUUUCUCUUUCUCUCUCUCUCUCUCUCUCUCGCG